Molecule: messenger RNA, 1415 nt
Organism: Schistosoma intercalatum
Lineage: Eukaryota; Metazoa; Platyhelminthes; Trematoda; Strigeidida; Schistosomatidae
Source: the annotation of a GenBank genome assembly
GUGUACACAAUAAUAAAUUAUCAUUUGGCUGAUUUUUAUCCAUCUAAAAAGAAAUAGAAUUAUACAUACAUAUAUAAACAUAAAUAUAAUCAAAUUAACUAUUGAAUUAUAUAAUUAUGCCAUCUGGACGUUCAAAUAAAAAUCAAGCAUUACGUACUGCUAAAUCGGAUAGUUCACUUCAUCAAGAAGAAUAUGAUCGAAAAACAAAUCAAAAAGUAAUUUAUCGAUGUAUUGUAUGUGCACUUGAUAGAACUUUAGUGAAUAGUAUAGAAGUAAAGGAAAGAAAUAAUCUAAGUGAUUUAUUUAUUUCACAUAUGAAGAAACGUACAAGCCAUCAAGUUCGUUUUAUAUGUUUACAAGAUCGAAUUAUUUUACGAAAGAAAAAUUUUGUUGCUAAAUCAUUAUUUCGUGAUCAUGUAUCAUACAAAGAUAUAGAACAUUUUUUUAUGUGUAAAGAAUACCCAGAUAUGUUUAUGUUAUCAGUGAAAUCUGAAUUUCCAUAUUCAAGCUACUGUGAAACAUAUAAAUGUAAAGAUCCUAAUGAUACUAAACGUUUAUGUGAAAUAAUUUAUGAUGCAUCUAAACAAUCUGAUAACAUGGUACAUGAUAUGCCGUCAGUGGAUUCUCCAUUAAAGGCACAAUCUAUGUCAUACAUUGAUACUCAAAUCAGUUCAGAAGUUACAAAUAAAAAUCUAUUGAAUCGUUCAUUAUCAAAUAGUUUAAACGAUGGUUGGGCUACACCAAAAUUACAUAAUGAAUCACCAAUACAACUAUCAACCGAUUCACCAGUUCGAUCACCAUUACUUUCUUAUCGAUCACCUGUUCAAAGGCCAAUGAGUCGUGAAUCUCAAAUUAAACCAUUAGUAGUUACACCAAUUAAUACAGUGAAUACUUCAGCUUACGUAUCUGCUCCAACUGAAAUGACCACAAAUACAACAUAUUUCGACUACGAUCCUAUUCAUGGACCACAGAUUAAUGAAGUUGGACCAAUUUAUAUGUUUAUGGUUAGACAUCCAUCACAACCUGACAUGACACAUUUAAUACAUGAAUCAUAAUCAGUAACUAAAUACAACACACACAAAAAAAACACGAAGAGGAGAGUUUUUUUUCGAUACAAAAAAAGGAACAAGAUUAAUUUUGUUUACCAAAAAAUAAAAAAACUAUUUUUUUUUAAAAAAAGCAUAACUUUUCUUUUAUUAUUUAUCUUACAAAAGUUAUAUUCAAAGAAAGAUGAAAGCAUCUAUGAAAGGUAAUGCGACAUUGUUUACAACAAACAUUGAAUUGAUGAUAAUAGUUCUACUUAUAGCAAAUUGACAUGAUCAAAGUAUUAUUAUUAUUGUUGUAAUAUUUCUUGUUGUUUUUUUCGUUUUCUUUUUUUUCUUUUUGUUUGUUUAUUAAACUAUUUUUAGUAUUAG